UACUGAUAAUAUCGGAACAGGCAGCUCUCGGGACACCCCGGGUAGAGAUGGCGGCGCUCAGAUUGUGUAGUGGUGUCCUCCGCAUUGCUUACAGAGGUGGUGUUUCUGUGCAUUCGGUAAGAAGUGGCUGUCAGUACAACCUGGGCUGUGCUUCUCAAGUUUAUUGUUAUGUGUCAACAUUUCAAAGCUUUACAAUUCAGCAAACCAGAAAUAGCAGCAAUUUCUUCAACAAAUUGACAGCAGAUGAACUUUGGAGAGGAGUCCUGGCGGAUAGCGGAGCAGGUGCUCGAAAGGGUAGAGGAAAAAGGACAAAGAAAAAGCUAAAGAAAGAUCUCAACCGUGGGCAGGUCCUUGGGGAAGGGAGAUCUGGAUUUCUUUGGCCAGGCCUGAAUGCACCUAUAGUGAAAGCUGUAACAACCCAGUCCAUUGGAAAGAGAGAUCAAGCUCAGCAGGAGCAACUGCACGCCGACCUUAUAAAGCAAAGGGAUGAGUGGGAUAAAAAACGCAAUACAAGAAUUAAACGUGAGAGAGGCUGGACUGGAAACAGUUGGGGAGGAAUCAGUAUUGGUUCUCCAGACCCAGGCCCUAACGGUGAAACAUAUGAAGAUUUUGACUGCCGGGUGAUUGAGGUAAAAAAUGUGUUCAACAUGACUGCUAAGGAAGGACGGAAGAAAACUGUGAGCGCAUUGGUAGCCAUAGGAAAUGGCAAUGGAGUGGCUGGAUUUGCCAUUGGAAAAGCCGCUGACAGAAUGAUAGCUCUCAGAAAAGCAAAGAACAGAGCUGUUCAUUAUCUGCAUUAUAUAGAGCGAUACAACGAUCAUACAAUAUACCAUGACAUAACAUCCACAUUCAAAAGGACAUCUUUACGAAUGAAGAAGCAAAACUUUGGUUACGGUCUGCAUUGCCAUAGGGCAAUAAUAACCAUCUGCAAAUUAAUUGGUAUUCAAGAUAUGUAUGCAAAAGUGUCUGGAUCAGUCAAUCUUCUUAACCUAACAAGGGCACUCUUCCUUGGAUUAUCUAAACAGGAGACCCAUCAAGAUCUGGCAGAUAAGAAAGGACUUCACGUGGUAGAAUUUAGAGACGAAUGUGGCCCUCUUCCUCAUAUUGUUGCCUCACCUCAGGGAGCCCUUCGGACUGACCCAGAGCCUGAAGGAGAUGUACCAGAUACCAAAUUAGACUGGAAUGAAGUAAAAGCUGCACAAGGGAUGAAAAAGUCUGUCUGGGCCAAUGUGAAAAGGACAUCUUGGUGAUUUGAAAUUCCUACAAUCCACAAAUAGAUGUCUGGAAAUUCACACCGAAAGCAAGUUUGAUAAUUUUGUAAUCUAUAUUCCUAUUGCAUUGAAACAUCACAAUGUUUCUUUUCAUCUGUGUCUCACGUGGAGAAAUGCAAAUGAUGUACUAUAGUAUAUGAUGAAGAAUGUGUAUUAUAAACCAAACCAACCAUCCAAGAUACUUUGAACUGUCUAAAACUGUUUAUUGCUACAGAUUUGUGUAAUCUACCAAUAAUCCUUUAAUAUAAAUGUGUAUUUGCCGGAGACAUGUUGCUGCUUCAAACAAAAUAAAGUUUUUCAA
Messenger RNA from Pelobates fuscus (common spadefoot toad), 1572 nucleotides. RefSeq names its product mitochondrial ribosomal protein S5 (gene MRPS5). Gene Ontology annotation, molecular function: structural constituent of ribosome; RNA binding. The transcript has 11 exons. The record is from RefSeq and is a predicted model, not a curated record. NCBI's taxonomy places the organism in Eukaryota, Metazoa, Chordata, Amphibia, Anura, Pelobatidae. Gene Ontology annotation, biological process: translation. The coding region runs from base 48 to 1250 and encodes 400 amino acids. Gene Ontology annotation, cellular component: ribosome.